Messenger RNA from Symbiodinium natans, 450 nucleotides. NCBI's taxonomy places the organism in Eukaryota, Dinophyceae, Suessiales, Symbiodiniaceae. The record is from the annotation of a GenBank genome assembly.
AUGGUGCGCAUUCCUGAGAAGGAUCCAGGCGAAGUCGCAGCUGCCGCUGCGGCGGCAGCGACAGCAGACGCCUUGGCAAAGGUGGCUGCCAAGCAGGCUGAGAAGGCUGAGGCUACUGAGACCCCACAGGCGGAGACGACACUGGCCACGGAGGAGGAGCCCAGCUCUGGGAAGUCUGUACGCUUCUUCAUCCGGGGUCUUGGAAACCUUGGGGAGCACCACCUCAGAGACUACUUCCAGCAGUUCGGCACCAUUACCGAGGCCCGCUUCAGUCGACAACUGUUGAGAAGCUGCGGCUUUGACGCAUUCCGUGCUGGUCUACGUAGUUUCCGCUUCUUCCACCCAGGACACGGGAUGUCUGGGCCCUUCAACCUUAAAAUCAUAAAUGUGCGGGUGGUCGGUGUUACCCUUGAUGUCGUCACUUCCUGGCAGUCGCCGCUUGAGCUGUGA